Mugil cephalus (flathead mullet) is the source of this 6508-nucleotide messenger RNA. RefSeq names its product adenylate cyclase type 4-like. The record is from RefSeq and is a predicted model, not a curated record. Lineage: Eukaryota; Metazoa; Chordata; Actinopteri; Mugiliformes; Mugilidae. Gene Ontology annotation, biological process: adenylate cyclase-activating G protein-coupled receptor signaling pathway; adenylate cyclase-inhibiting G protein-coupled receptor signaling pathway; intracellular signal transduction. The coding region runs from base 1406 to 5215 and encodes 1269 amino acids. The transcript is spliced from 26 exons. Gene Ontology annotation, molecular function: adenylate cyclase activity. Gene Ontology annotation, cellular component: plasma membrane.
CUGAUUAAAGAUAAUGUAUUAACUUUUGACUUUAGUUUUUGACAUAUUUGUUGAAAAUAAUGUUUUUGCUUUUGGAUUGUUAUGCUGUGUUCUAAUUUUUACUCUAGUUUGCCUUGUCUUUGCACUGUUUUGAAUUGAUGUUAUUGCUUUUGCUUUCUGACCUUGUGCUAUUUUUGCCUUGUCGUGUCAUUUUCAGUCUGCCGUCUUUUUUUUUUUUUUUUUUUUUUUUUUACAUUUCUUGUGUUUGCACUGCUGUUACAUUGUCUUUGCAGUACAUUUACCCAGCCUUUUUAACUAUUUUCAACUUCUUUUUGCCUCAUUUUCACCUGGUCCUUGCACUAUUUUCAACUUCUUUUUGCAUCACUUUUACCUGGUCUUUACACAGUUUUUACAAUUUUCUUCAUCAGUAUCUUUGUAUUGUCAUUGCACAGUUUGAAUAGACUUUUGCACUUUUUCUUAUGUUGUCUAUGGCAUUUUUUUUUUAAAUUAUUUUGUCUUGUCAUAGCACCAUUUCACCUAGUGCACAAUUUGGAUUGAACAAUUCUUGCCUUAUAACAGUCAACAAAAAUAUGUGCACAAAUUAAAAUAAAUAAAUAAAUAAAAAUAGUAAUCAUCCCGUGUACUUGUACUGAUACAGAUGAACCGUGGCAUUGGGCAGCUCUAUUUCUAGUUAGCAACGGCCUUAACAGUAGCGCCAGUAACUCCAGUCAGCAUCCAGUCCUCUGUGGCGUAACCUUUGACCCUUGCCUCCAUCUCUCUGACUCUCUGUUUACCUCCAUCUUAUUUGCAUAGCUGCUCGACCGGAGCGCGCUCUCGCCCCUGCGCGCCCCCGCCCUCACUCCGUCUCUCACUCAACUGCCUCGCGCUCGAGCCUCGCUCAAGAGUGACUCGUCGGCGUGAACUUCUCUAACGUCUGCCCUUUGGUGAGAAAAGAAGUUUUUUAUGUAUUCUUUUUUUUUUUUUUUUUUGGCUGCUUUGUGGACCUUAAACGCGACCGUGAGCCUCUCUCUGACAGCAAUAAAGAGAUGACGGAGGGGAGAAGCGAUAAAUACGCACAGGGAAGCGGUGACAAACGUCAAAAGUGACAGUGAGUUUGGACGUUGACACUGAUAAACAAUGAGGGAGCCUCCUCUUCUUCCUGCUGUGGAUCUAUGGUCUUCCAACGAGGUUACGCCGCGGUUUGAUUGCAGAUCUUUGGGACCUUAACAGUGUGAAGGCAGAAAGAACCAUCUCACAGUACUGAAAUCACAGGCGCUGGACUCUUCCUGGAUUAGUAUCACCGUUGCCGGACACUUUGAAGAUCUCGGAGGACGCCUGACAAGGAAAACUAUUAAAGUUUACUUUUCACGCUGACAGACAGCUGAAGGAAACGAAGGGACAAAUUCAUAGACUGUGAAAGGUCACCAUGCCGGGCGAGGCCCAGCAUUUUCAGGACAAGGGGAUUGCUGGGGAAGAAGGACCAAAGGUGAACUUAAUGCCGGACACUAUUCUCGCCCCCGGUGAAGGAGAGGGCAAACACUCUGGAGGUAAUGUCUUGGAGCUUCAUGACUUAAGUCCCUUAAAACACUCUGAGGAGUCAGGACGCAGUGUUUCCGACAUUCCCGUAGUGGUCGGUGUGGCAAAAACAGCGCAGGCCCCUGAACCUUCCAAGGCCAAUCAUUUGCUGAAGGGAACAUGCGUUAGCUCGCAGAAUACGGACCACGAUGUCCCCGUCGGCUCGUCCACUGAUAAGCUACAAAAUGGCAGCAGGACUUUAUCGCAAAUGAGCAGUGAUUCGGACUAUGGCAGCUCAAAAUCCAUCCCGGGUUACGCUCACAGUAACGCCAGCACCAGCACCUUUGAUCAAGAGUUAUCUGAGCUCGAUGUGAACUCACUGGAAAAGUUGAGCCCCAUUUCUCCUGUCACUCAAUCCGGAUCUACCUUACGCACCCAGAAGAGUCCAAAUCAUGACGGGGGUGAUUCCAGAGCAAUCCCUCACCCUUCACUCGAAGUCAGCCGAGCUAGGAACGUCGUGGAUGUCAGGUGGGAUGGCGAGGACGUGGCGGAUGACAGGAAGAGCACGCGGUCCAGGAAGAGUGUGAAAGAGGGGGUGUGCUGCUGCUACCAGGCCUUCCGCCGGGCUUUUCUUCAGUGUGUGGAGGAGACUCCGGCCAUGCUGUCCGGACUGGUGCUGUCUUUGCUCUUCUGUGUGGCCAUCAUCACCCUCAUUACAACAACUGGAAGGAACAUCACCGUCCAUGUUGGUGCCCUGUCGGUGGUUUGCGUGGUCCUCUGUCUGAACGCUGUCCUGCUCGUAUGCCUGCCCUGGCUGGCCACGGUGAGGCGCUGCGGAGGAGCGCUGGCCCUCUCCGUCUGGGGGACGCUGUACAUCAUCGCCUUCGUCUUCAUCUUCACCGGAGGGCCUGUCACAACGUGGGAACAGGUCGCGUUUUUCCUCUUCCUCUCUCUGAGUGUGUACACCGUGCUGCCUCUCUCUCUGUCCUGGGCCCUCAUAGUCGGGAUAGGAACCAGCCUUUCACACAUCAUCAUUAUCAGCGUCUACGUGCCCGUCACCAGGCCGGACACACCGGAUCUAGCCGUGCAGCUGGUGGCCAAUGCCGUGCUCUUCGUUUGCGUGAACUCAUUCGGGGUUUUUCACCUGUGGACGACUGAGCACGACCUCAGGCUGUCCAACAGGAAGAGAGAGAUGUUCAGUGCCAUUCGCUCCAAGAAGGAGAUAAGGAAAUAUCAGCAGGAGCAGCUCUUGUUGUCGGUGUUGCCACGGUACAUUGCGGUGGAGCUGAAGACGGAGGUGAUAAAGAGGUUGUCCAAGCCCGAGAGCGAGAAGGAGAAUGAGUCGAAAUUCCACAACUUUCACAGCCUUUACAUACGGCAGCACAAAGACGUCAGCAUCCUGUACGCAGACAUCGUGGGCUUCACAAAGCUGGCGAGCACAUGCUCCCCAGAGGAGCUGGUCGCCGUGCUCAACAAGCUUUUUGGCAAGUUCGACGACAUUGCCAAGGACAACGGCUGCCUUCGCAUUAAGAUCCUGGGCGACUGCUACUACUGCGUGUCUGGUCUACCUGAUCCCAUCCCCAACCACGCCAAGAACUGCGUUCAGAUGGGCUUAGACAUGUGCAGCGCCAUCAGGGAUCUGCGGAAGGCGACCAGGGUUGAGAUCAAUAUGCGAGUCGGCGUUCACACCGGCAACGUGCUCUCUGGCGUGAUCGGCUUGCAGAAGUGGCAGUACGACGUGUGGUCACAUGACGUCACUUUAGCCAAUCACAUGGAGUCUGGCGGUCUUCCAGGGCGAGUUCAUAUCACAGAGGAGACGCUGCAACACUUGGAUGGAGAAUACCAAGUGGAAGAGGGGGACGGGGCGAGUAGGGAUCCUCUUCUUAAAGGAAGAAAAACAUACCUGGUGAUUGACCCCCAAAAGAAAGACAGGAUUUCCAACCAACUUAGACUGGCACCAGGAGAGAGGAGGCAGAGGGCGUCGGUCCGCAUGUCUCUUUACCUCCAGUCUUGGGAAACCAUCAACCCCUUCGCAGGCCUGAACAACCCUGACGCCACGCCCUCCAAGAACAGAGUCGUCCCCACCAAUGUUGCCACGAACCACACGUCACAGGCGCCUGCUGAAAGACUAACUUGCCAGGACAACCCCAACUGUUUGGUUGUUGAUAACGGUGUUAGAGGAUCACUGGACACACUGGACACCUCGGUGAGAAGAGCAAAGAGGCUCAACUGUUUGACUCUGCUGUUCAACGACCUCAGCUUAGAGAGACAGUUCCGCCUUUCUGAAGUGCACGGUUUGCACCACUCAGUGAGCUUCAUCGCUUACAUCUUCGUCACUCUCUUCACCGUCCAGAUGCUGGUCUCUGAAAAGAACUUUGCGUUGGCUGUGUCCUACAGUGCCACCUUCCCAGUGAUGGUGCUGCUUCUGUCCAUUUCUUUCACUGGAUACCUGGAGAAAUGGCGCUCCAAGAUGCCUCUGAGUGUCCAGUGGAUAUCCGGCCUGUCCCGCGGCCUCUCCACCAGGGCGGCGCUACGCCUGUUUGUGGUCACCCUCUGUGUGCUCCUCACCCUGCUCAUGGCCAUCUUAAACAUUGUCUUCCUCCCAGGCACAAACUGCACCUCCUCACUCACCAACAGGACAGAGUUAGAGGGUCUCAGACUCUACACUGUGCCUUACUACCUGUACUGCUGCCUGGUGGCCAUGCUGGGAGUGAUCGUGUUCAUCAGGACCAGCUUGUCUGUGAAGGGGCUGUUGCUCACCCUGGCUGUGGUGGUCUACCUCGCCCUCUUCCUCCACGUUUACGCUCCCAGGUCCGAGUGCCUGGUUGCCCUCCUCUACAACGGCACCAAGCCUGGUGUGCUGAAGGACCCUCAAAUCAUGUCUGGAGUUUGGCUCGUCAUUUUUUACAUUGUGUGCCUCAUACUUGCCAGACAGGAUGAGCUGGGCUGCCGUGUAGAUUUCCUGCUAGAGCGUUGCUUCCAGACAGAAAGAGACGAGAUGGAGACCAUGGAGAACGUGAACAAGCUGCUCCUUCAGAAUGUCCUGCCGCUCCAUGUCGCCGCCUUGUUCAUCGGAAAAACAGUUGGCAACCAAGACUUGUACAGUCAGUCAUGCGACUGUGUGUGUGUGAUGUUCGCAUCCGUGCCCCAGUUCAAAGAGUUUUACAGCGAGAGCAGCGCCAACAGGGACGGCCUGGAGUGUUUGCGCUUCCUCAACGAAAUCAUUUCAGACUUCGAUGAGCUUCUGUCAAAGCCUAAAUUCUCCUCAGUGGAGAAGAUUAAGACCAUCGGCAGCACAUACAUGGCCGCUGCAGGGCUGACACAGUCACCUGUUGAUGAAACAAAGAAAGUAGAGAUGUCCUACAGCCAUGUUCGCUCCAUGGUGGAGUUUGCCAUCGCUCUGAUGGCCAAACUGGAGCUCAUCAACACACACUCCUUCAACAGCUUCAAACUCAGGAUCGGGAUCAACCACGGCCCGGUGAUUGCAGGUGUUAUCGGAGCCCAUAAACCUCAGUAUGAUAUCUGGGGGAACUCUGUUAAUGUGGCCAGCAGGAUGGACAGCACAGGUGUGCUGGACAAGAUACAGGUGACGGAGGAGACGGCCCAGAUGGUCCAGAGUGUGGGGUACAACGUCACUGUCAGAGGAGUAGUUUAUGUGAAGGGCAAAGGAGAACUCACGACCUACUUCAUUAAUACGGAUCAAUCGUCUCCUCAGUUCUAAUGGAGAUGUCCUCUGCAGGCCUGGGCUUGUCGCGAUGAAGCUAAACUGACACUACAUGACUCAUUCUGGUUUCCCCCUCAAAGAGAGAACACAAUCAGUGGCGAGGACUUUAAAUAGAACGUAACUGUAUGUUCAAGCGGGCCUGCAGUCAUUACGGACGCCUGCACUGACUCAGUGCCGAAACAGAGAUAGGACACCUGUUAAUCAUUCACGUCUGGGAAACACUUCCUUUUGUCUUUGGAUUGAGACACUAAAUAAAAUCCUGACUGGCAGCUGGAUGCAUGGACUCAUAUAAAGGGCCGACCAUGUCGUGUUUCAUAUCACUGGGUUAUUUGGAAAAUAUCUAAUCUGAAAUGUGCUGUUUUGGUACACUUAGUAUGGCUAAUCAAAUGUAAUGGCCAGUUACUAAACAAUGCUGACAUGGAUUGUUUUAUUUUGUAAGAAAUACAGAACCAAAGAUUAUUUUUAUGAAUGAUAAUACAGACGUAGAUUCUUAAAUAAGAAAUAUGACAAUCAUUUUCUUAUUUAUAGGAUUUUGUUUUAGGUUAUUUCUGUUUUGCUUUUUGUUGUUUUUUCGCCCUGAGUCGCAAAAAAACAAUGUAACUGUUUUAACUCAGCCUUGUCAUUAUGGAUUGUAUUUAUACACAAUAUUCAAUGUCUUUGUUAUUUUGACUUGUCAUUGAAGGAAACGCACAGUUGUUGAUUCUACCACUGAAUAACAGUGGGAUAAGAAAAUUCAAAUGUGUUUAAAGAUGCACAGCGUUGUAAAAGGCAAUUUAUUUUACUUCUGCUUUUAUCUGGAAUUUUUUUUUUUUAAGUUUACACGACUCUGCCUCAUAAAUAUUACUCAAACAAAAUAACCUGAAAAGGGAAGAUCACACUUUGUACAAACUUCCCACAGCUCACUAUAUGAUGAGUAAAAUCACUCACUGCUGGAGCCAGAGACAUUUACAGCAACUGUGUUGAUACGAAGAUGAACUUCUUUAUCCGCUAUGGCCCAAAACUGACAUUAAUCAUGUAAUGUCUCUCCAUAUAUGUAUAAUGAAGGCGGGAAAAGUUAUGAUGCACAUUUGACAUUGCACUUUCUAAUUGUUGUUUUUGUGUUUUUGAAGGAACUUCUCCAUUACAGUACAAUUUUGGUUGUGUACAGAAUGUUUCUGUUGUGAAUGAUGUGCGACGACUAUGAAGAUGAAGUGUGAAUGGAAAAAGAGGCUGACUGUAGUCACUACAUGGAAAUAUUUUUCUAUUCUAUUUAUAAUGUGAUAAUAAUAAUUAAAAAAAAAAAAAAACUUC